AUGGCCUCCGCCCAAGACCCCAAUAACGCCCUCUACAACGAAGAUGAAGACCUUCUAGAUGAUGAAGAUGAUGACGACAGCUCUGACCACGGCGAAGAUGUCUAUCUGGAGGCUGACGUCGACGAGGAUUCCGCAUCCUCUUCUCCCGCUACUGCGUCUGUUGUUGAUCGGCCUCCUGUUUCCAUUUCCGCCGCUCAAGUCACCGUUGCCGUCGCUGAUGUACCAGAUUUUCGUGUGAACCAGCAUCAGCACCACCACCAGCAACAACAGCAGCAGCAUAAUAUUCCUGAUGACGUCAUAACUAGCGUCACCAGGAAGCCGCAGGCUAUAGCCUUCCCCGACGAGUCACGGAAGCUGUUUCAGCGUCUCUGGACUGAUGAGGAUGAAAUCGAGCUGUUGCAGGGGUUUCUGGAGUAUACUACUCAGCGUGGGCCACAGAGUUCAUCGCACCACCAUGAUACGACGGUGUUCUAUGACCAGAUCAAGGAUAAGCUGCAGCUUGAUUUCAAUAAGAAUCAGCUUGUGGAAAAGCUGAGGAGGCUCAAGAAGAAGUAUCGAAACGUCAUCAGUAAAUCUGGUUCCGGCAAAGAUCACGCCUUCAAGAGUCCCCACGAUCAGGCAACCUUUGAAAUCUCCAGUAAAAUUUGGGGCGACAGUGUUGGAGUCAACGGCUCCGCCGUUCGUGCUGCCGCUAUUGAUGAGGCCAGGUUUGACGAUAAUGAUCCUCACAACUCCAAUUUUGUUGGCAAUCAAAGCCCUAACCCGAACAACCCCAAUGGCUUCGAUGGAAAUAGCAAGACGCCCCGAUCCAGGAAGCGAAACCGAGCUGGAGCUGUGAAAGUCGAGGAAAAACAACAUGCCUUUACAAGUAAUACUCAAAUUAAUCAACCAUCGGUGGGAGUGGGCGUGGUCACCCCAGUGGCUACUCCGAUAGGCGUGGGGAUGCCAGCAUCAAUAACUAACGUGAUUGAGGAGACUGUGAGGAGCUGUUUGUCGCCCUUUUUCAAGGACUUGUUGGGAAAUUCAAUGAAUUUGAUUGGGAAUGGAUUGAUCAGAUUAAAGCACAGUUGGAGGAGCUCAGGUCCAUGGGGAGUUAAUGGACAGCUUUCUUGGGUAGAAGUGUUUGCUGGCUCUUUAAUUUUCUUGACUCCUGGGCCUUUGAUGAGUUGCAUGUCUCCCCAAGUCCGUGAUGAUGGAUAUUGUUUCAUAUGUACAUCGGAAUUGACAUGGAGCAGUAGUUUACUUAUAUAA
Molecule: messenger RNA, 1251 nt
Organism: Fraxinus pennsylvanica
Lineage: Eukaryota; Viridiplantae; Streptophyta; Magnoliopsida; Lamiales; Oleaceae
Source: the annotation of a GenBank genome assembly